Molecule: messenger RNA, 1044 nt
Organism: Pyricularia oryzae 70-15
Lineage: Eukaryota; Fungi; Ascomycota; Sordariomycetes; Magnaporthales; Pyriculariaceae
Exons: 2
Coding region: 1-1044 (347 amino acids)
Biological process (GO): glycerol transmembrane transport; water transport
Cellular component (GO): plasma membrane
Molecular function (GO): water channel activity; glycerol channel activity
Source: RefSeq, a predicted model, not a curated record
AUGCGCCGAUACGGUAGCUCCCCCCACAAAUAUCCAUCUCCCCACGACCACCACCAAGUCGACCAAGUGGUACAUUCCAUCCUGGACCACCACGUGGAGAAUCAACUGCCACCGUAUCCAACCAUCUCCACCCGCCGGCUCGCUUUUGAGCGUCACCGACCUCUCUGGCUGCGGGAGUGCAUCGCCGAGGCCACCGGCGUCUUCUUCUUCGUCUUUGCCGGCCUUGCUUCCAUCGCCACCUUCACCCUGCACCAUGCUACCGACAAGAACUCCGUCGCCGGGAUCGGCUCCAUCUUCCAGGUUGGCUGGGGCAUGGGGAUGGGUGUGGCCCUGGCUAUUAUUACCUGCGCCCCGACUUCGGGCGGUCACUUCAACCCGGCCAUCACCAUCUGCCUUGCCAUCUGGCAGCACUUUCCAUGGCGCAAAGUGCCCCGUUACAUCAUCAGCCAGAUCUUUGGCGCGUUUCUCGCCGCGCUGACCAUCAUGGUCCUGUACUGGGAGCAGAUUCAAGACUUUGCCGCCACUCGUAGGGCUGCAGGCCUGCCGCUGGUCGGCUCGCACACUCCGGCGUCCAUAUUCUGCUCCUACCCGCACCCAGACCAGAACCUAGGCUUCGUGCUGACCAUCGAGUUCGUCGCCGACGCCUUCAUCGCCCUUGUCGUCUGGGCCGCUCUCGACCCGUCCAACCCAUUCAUCCACCCCGCCGCCAUUCCCUUCAUCAUCGGCAUAGCCUAUGCCGACAUGAUUUGGGGCUUUGGAGGCAUCACGCUCAGCACCAACCUCGCGAGAGACCUGGGUGCCAGAAUCGUCGCCGGCAUCCUCUUUGGCGGCGAGGCCUUUACAUACCACGGCUACGCACCCAUCGGCAUGCUGGUCAACAUCCCUGCGACUUUGUUCGGAACCGCAAUCUACGAGUUUGCCUUUAGGGACAGUUUGAUGAUUGUCGGCAAGGGCCACGCCAACGCCGAGGGCGGCGACGCGGCACUAUACGCAUAUUUCAAGAAAGCCAAGUUGAUUGACGAGGAGCAGGGCAUAAAGGCAUAA